Nematocida ausubeli is the source of this 588-nucleotide messenger RNA. RefSeq lists its product as uncharacterized. The annotation marks the transcript as partial. The record is from RefSeq and is a predicted model, not a curated record. Gene Ontology annotation, molecular function: ATP binding. The transcript has a single exon. Lineage: Eukaryota; Fungi; Microsporidia.
UCUACAAUAUAUGAAAGAGCUGGGCGGAUAGCAGGAAUAGACGGGUCUAUCACCCAGAUACCAAUUCUCACUAUGCCGAACGAUGAUAUCACGCACCCAAUACCUGACUUGACAGGAUACAUCACAGAGGGGCAGAUAUAUAUCGAUCGAAACUUGCACAAUAGGCAAAUAUAUCCCCCUAUUAAUGUGCUGCCAUCACUGUCUCGUCUUAUGAAGUCUGCUAUUGGCGAGAACAUGACGCGAGAUGACCACUCGGAUGUUUCCAGCCAGCUGUACUCCAAAUACGCAGUAGGAAAGGAAGCAAUGGCAAUGAAGUCAGUUGUUGGGGAAGAGUCUCUCUCUGUAGAAGACAAGCUGGUGAUUGAGUUUGUGGAUAACUUUGAGAAAGAGUUUAUUAGCCAAAGAAAGGAUGAGAACAGAACCAUCAAUGAGUCCCUAGACUUGGCAUGGCGCCUUCUCAGAAUAUUCCCAAAGGAGAUGCUAAACAGAAUACCAGACAGUAUACUUAACAAAUACUACAGCAUACAGACGACAGAGGACAAAAAGCAGCAGUCUGUGCAGGAAGAGGAAGAAGAGACUAGUUAUUGA